Messenger RNA from Pipistrellus kuhlii (Kuhl's pipistrelle), 1683 nucleotides. It is a transcript of the gene TIMMDC1, whose product is annotated as translocase of inner mitochondrial membrane domain containing 1. Gene Ontology annotation, cellular component: mitochondrion. The transcript has 7 exons. The coding region runs from base 140 to 1138 and encodes 332 amino acids. Lineage: Eukaryota; Metazoa; Chordata; Mammalia; Chiroptera; Vespertilionidae. The record is from RefSeq and is a predicted model, not a curated record.
UCCCGCCUCCAACCGGAAGUGCUUUCGCCGUCGCCCCGCCCCUUGGCCUUUGCCCUGAUUGGGGGCAGGACUUCCUGUCUCGUGUGUCCAAGGACCUCCAAAGUGAGGCCGGGGCCGGUGGUCCGGGCCUGUGACGGGGAUGAGCUGGCAGCCAGGCGCGGGUACUCACCCUCUCCUUCUAGCAGUUAUCCCGACUGUGCCCCCGCGGCGGCUCCGAGAGGCCGUGCGGGGGCCCCGGUCACCGAGCUUGUGUCUGUCCGCAGGUUCGGGGACGGCCAUGGAGGAGCGGCCGCGGGCGCCGGGGAGCAUCCUCCGGGCGCUGGGUCCUUUCUCUCGGGUCUUUGCUGCGGGCGCCGUGGCCUCCGCCCAUUCGGAGGUCCUCGCAGAGGAUCAGAAGCUGCCAACUUCCUACGCCCCGGAAGCCCAGCGCCUGGAGUCUGGAUGGGACCGCCUCCGGGAGCUGUUUGCCAGAGAUGAACGGCAGAGAAGAUCAAAGGAACUUGAGGAUAUUUAUAAGGCAGCCAUUACAGGAUGCAUCAUUGGCUGGGCAUAUGGGGGAAUACCAGCUUUUGUACAUGCUAAACAGCGCUACAUUGAGCAGAGCCAAGCAGAAGUUUAUUAUAACAGGUUUGAUGCUGUGCAAUCUGCACAUCGUGCUGCCACGCGAGGCUUCAUCCGGUAUGGCUGGCGCUGGGGCUGGAGAACUGCAGUGUUUGUGACUAUAUUCAACACAGUGCACACUGGUCUAAAUGUAUACCGAGAUAAAAGUGCCCUAAGCCAUUUUAUCAUCGCAGGAGCUGUCUCAGGAAGCCUUUUUAGAAUAAAUUUAGGACUGACUGGCUUCGUAGCUGGUGGCAUAAUUGGAGCCUUGCUAGGUACUCCUAUCGGAGGCCUGUUGAUGGCACUCCAGAAGUACAGUGGUGAGACGAUUCAGGAGAGAAAACAGAAGGAUAAAAAGAUACUCCAAGAACUGAAACUGGAAGAGUGGAAAGCCAGACUACAAAUUACUGAGCUCCUCCCUGAAGAAAUUGAAAGUAGCCUACAGAAAAAUCAACCCAAGGAUGAUAUUGAGAAAAUUGAAGCACUGCUAAAUCUUCCUAGAAACCCCUCAGCAACAGAUAAACAAGACAAGGACUGAAAAUGUUCUGGACCUGAAACUCAUUGGAGAGUUGAAGGGAGCUGUGCUGCCAUGCCCAUUGAAUGCCAGUAGUCAGACUACUCCUUGGGUAGCUGAUGACAGGUGUAAGCACUGGCACCUAUAAUCUCAGUGACUUGCUCUUACCUUUUUUUAAAACCCAAAACUGGGCUAUUGUACUCUCACUUUAUUUAUCCUUAGAUUUAAAUACAUACAUAUAUUUAUAUUGGUCAAUAUAUGUAUUUGACAUAUCUAUAUUGAUCAAUCAAUAGAUCUUUUUCCUGAAUUUUACAACAAUAAAUUAAAAAGAUUAAAGUUGAAUUUAUAGGUUGUAUAUGUAUUUUUGUAGCUCUUUAAAAGGGCAUUCUGGGAUCUCUAGGAGGAGAGAAAAGAACCAGGUAAGGCAAAUUGUCUGUGAAACCUUAAUUCCUUUAGGUCCUAGUAACAGUAUGGGCCUAAAUUUGUAGUAGUAAUUGGCUUUUGUUUUUCUUUAAUUCUUGCCCGAAGAUAAGGUUUAAUUAAAUAAAAUCAAAAUGGAUGUUAAAUGA